AUGGAGCGUGAUUGCGGAAUAAACAUUGCCGCAGAACCCUACACAAUCCCGGAAAACCACCCGUGUUGGGCGGCUGACCAAGGGAAAUCUGUGGCAAUUACUUGGCUGGGAAACAAGAACUCUCCUCCAGGCUCCAGGAUGGAAAGCGGAGACGGCUAUGUAGCAGUACAGUGGGGGCGUAUCUCGGUGAUUGGAGUCUACAUCUCUCCAAACAUCAACCUUGCCCACUUUGAAGAAAGGCUAGAGAGUAUCGGGGAGUGCAUAGGCAGAUGCCUCCCGCGACCAACAAUAAUAGCGGGAGACUUCAACGCCAAAUCGGCUCUCUGGGGCUCCCCGCUUAAUAACCGAAGAGGCGAGAUACUAGAAGAUUGGGCGGCGGCACUUAACCUAUGUAUAUUAAAUACAGGCAUAAGGAACACCUGCAUAAGACCGCAGGGGGAAUUCAUCGUUGACUUGACGUGGGCGACUCUUGCUGCGGUACAUCUAGUAAACGGAUGGGAGGUACUACAAGAGGAGACGGCAUCGGAUCAUCUAUAUAUAGAGAUGACCGUCUCAGCUAUUACCCCAGAGGUACUCAGCCGCCGCCGAGCAGCAGAGAUACGCCCAAGGAGAUUGGUCCUUCGUAAGAUGGACGAAGACCUUCUUAAGGCCGCAGUGUUGUCGACUGCUUGGCCAGAGGAGGGCAGAGAGGUAAGGGACGUCGACCAGCAAGCUGCAUGGCUAGAAGACGUGCUGACGGACAUCUGCGACGUUGCAAUGCCUCGUGCAAAGCCUUCUCCCCGACGCGCUGCUUAUUGGUGGUCGGAAGAAAUUGCAUCGCUACGCAGGACAUCCGUUCGGGCCAGAAGGGCCUUCACAAGGGCCCGCCGACGAAGGAGCGCCUCCGACGAGGAAAUAGAGGAAAGGUACAGGGAGUAUCGAACCGCUAGGGAGGCGCUAGUAAAGGCCACAAGAGCCGCAAAGGCCAAGGCAUGGAGUGAGCUUCUCAUACACUGGACGAAGAUCCGUGGGGGCGUCCAUAUCGCAUAG
This is a messenger RNA of Formica exsecta, 1029 nucleotides long. RefSeq lists its product as uncharacterized. The transcript has a single exon. Gene Ontology annotation, molecular function: catalytic activity. The record is from RefSeq and is a predicted model, not a curated record. Lineage: Eukaryota; Metazoa; Arthropoda; Insecta; Hymenoptera; Formicidae. Bases 1 to 1029 code for a protein of 342 amino acids.